UAUAUUAAAAAAUAAUUAAUAUAUAGCAAUAAAUAUUUUGAUUUAUGCAUAAAAUCAUUUUCCUAUAAAUUUAAAACAAUAGUCUUAUUCAAAAUUUCUUGAAUUUAACAAUUUAUGUUUUUAACUUGUUAAUAUGCAUAGAAAUUUUAAAAAAUCAUUUUUGUGAAACAAAUACUUUUUUAGAAAAAACAUUUAUCUUUGUGGAACGGAAGAAAUAUAUUAUAAUAAUUUCAGAAAGUAUUAUAUUCUUUGGUCCAUGUAUUCAAAAAGAAACAGUAUCUAAAUAUUUUCCAUCUAAAUUCACCAUUAUAAAGGGUAUCUUGACCCCAAAAAAAAUUUAUAUGGUAUCUUUCGUUUCAUUUGUUAUUUUAUUAUUUAACUAGUAAGAUAUAAAUAUCCUAAUUUUAUGGCUUGUCCCAGUCUCAAAUUAAUUGUUUAUGCUGCAAGACAAUAAAUUCAUAAUAAAAUAUUUACUUUGGUCACAUGAUACAUUUCUAAUCUUUUUAACCCAAAUAAUAAAAAAAUCACUCAGCUACCUUGCUCCUUCCACAUAUUCUUAAUCCUUCUUUUUGGCCACAAACACUAAUCCCAUUUUGUAGUAUAUAUACAUGGAGAGAGAGGAAGGUAUAGUUUCAGACAGUAACAGAUUAACAAACUGUAUACACAACGGUAUUAUAUUGGUAACAUCUCAAAGAGCAGAGAGAUUUAAGUCAAAGCAAUGAAGAGAGGAUCUUGCAAGAGUCUUAGACUUACCGAUAUGAUGGAGAAGUGGAGGAAGUGGAAGAAGGGACACUUCGCUGUGUACACCAGAGAAGGCAGGAGGUUUGUUUUGCCGUUGGAUUACCUGAAACAUCCAAUCUUUCAGGUCUUACUGGAGAUGGCAGAGGAAGAGUUUGGUUCCACCAUUUGUGGCCCUUUACAGGUUCCUUGCGAUGGAGGUUUGAUGGAUCACAUCCUAAUGUUGCUGAGAAAGAGGAGUUUGUAUGGUCAUGGUGAUAAUGAGGAUGAUGAUGAUGAUGAUGAUGAUGAUGAUGUGAAGAAGAAGCAGAAGAACCAUGUUGUCUCGUCCAUGAGCAUGUCCUGCAAAGGAGCUUCAUCGGUUUCAUAUAUAUUCCCUCUCUUUCGUUGCAACGCAGCUCAUGAUCUGAACAAACUUCAGUCACUAGUUUUGUAACACUUUCAUGCGUUGUGGGAAACGCUUUUACAGACGAAAGUCUUUUAUGUUUGUAUGUAUAUAUAGAGAAACAGAGUUUCUAUAUAAGCCUUGCAUUUUGUAAUAUCAAUAUAUUCAGUUUUGACAUAGA
This is a messenger RNA of Brassica rapa (field mustard), 1304 nucleotides long. Its product is annotated as auxin-responsive protein SAUR61-like. The record is from RefSeq and is a predicted model, not a curated record. Lineage: Eukaryota; Viridiplantae; Streptophyta; Magnoliopsida; Brassicales; Brassicaceae. Gene Ontology annotation, biological process: response to auxin.